Bombina bombina (fire-bellied toad) is the source of this 1004-nucleotide messenger RNA. It is a transcript of the gene RPP38, whose product is annotated as ribonuclease P/MRP subunit p38. Gene Ontology annotation, molecular function: ribonuclease P activity; ribonuclease P RNA binding. Gene Ontology annotation, cellular component: ribonuclease MRP complex; fibrillar center; nucleolar ribonuclease P complex. The record is from RefSeq and is a predicted model, not a curated record. Lineage: Eukaryota; Metazoa; Chordata; Amphibia; Anura; Bombinatoridae. Bases 109 to 978 code for a protein of 289 amino acids. The transcript is spliced from 2 exons. Gene Ontology annotation, biological process: tRNA 5'-leader removal.
CAUGUUGCUGACCACAUCUCCAACAAUGAUCUGACUUGUGGUGGAAUAGGCGGUGGAUUUUCCUGGAAGUAAGAUCUUGGAGAGACAACAUCAAUAUAAACUCAUAAAAUGUCAACCAAAGCCACUAAAGGACCAGCACGUAAACCCAAACCAGUAGUUGUGAAAACUACUUUAAAUAACCCUUAUGACAUUGAUUGGAAUACAGUUGUAGGAGAUGACAUGCAGUUCAUAUUGCAGACAUUAAUGGAAAAAUUUAACCAUGUUGGACUUAAAAAAAUAGAAAUGAAAACUGAAGGAAAAAAAGCAAAGAAAGAAACACCAAGUACUAAUGGAAAGAAGAAAAAAGAGAAAGGGAAAAAGACAAAAGACUCUGAUGUAGAAAUAAAAUCAUGUGAGGAAGCAGAUAAAGAAGAGCUCCAAAAAGAAAGUGAAAACAAGCCUGGCUGGACCCAUGUUGAUCUAAGGAAGCAGUUGGCUAUAGGGAUUAAUGAGGUUACCAGAGCUUUGGAAAAAAAUGAGGUGUACUUGGUGCUGGUUUGUAAGUCUGCCAAACCUACUUUGAUCACAAAGCACCUUGUUGAACUAAGUGCAAGUCGUGAAGUUCCAGCAUGCCAGUUGCCUCGCUUGAGUGAGAACAUUGCGCCAGUACUUGGACUGAAGUCGGUAUUGGCCCUGGGUUUUAAAAAGUCAUCAGAUGUUUUCUUGGAAGAAGUAAAAGCCGUAAUUUCACGAGUCCCGCCAUUAAAAGUUCCAUGGUUGCAAAGUGAAUCCCAGAAAGCAGAGUCCUCAGAGGAUGAACUUGUAAUCGAUGAAGAAUCCAGCAGUGAACCAAAAAAAAGGCGUAAACGCAAGAUCGGUGAAAGUGAAGAAAAGACGUCCAAAACUAAAUUACAGGGUCUUAAAGUUAAAAAGAUUGUUCCUAAUCCAAAUAAAGUCCGAAAAGUUAAAAAUAAGAAAAAUGUUGGCACUAAAAAGUAAAUAAAUGUUAUUUUUAUGUUGUAAAA